AUACGUAUAUACGACGACCCCGAUGACCCUGUUGCUUGUUGCUGUUUUGCGCAUGUGCAGAAGAGGAAGGGGAGGGGCUAAUGCUGCAGAAAGAGAAACUCGGCAAAAUGAGCAGCAAGCGCGAACUUCCACGGAGGAAAGCCAGGCGAGGGAAGAGAAGCCAAUCUUGCUUCGAACUGCAGGGCAAUCAGCAGUACCUCCACGCCUCGCUAUCCACCGCCUCCUUACCUGCCACCCUCGCUCCAACUCGUCCCUCUUCGCGGAUUUCGCAAUAUCGCGAUCCUCUCUCUUCGUUCAAACCUCUUGAACCGACCUCAGAUGGAUCGUACAAACACACAAAAUCCAGUCUUUUGCGAGCAAGUUCGGCGCCAGUUGCUCGUGCUCAGCCAGACUACAGAUACUUGGCCAGAAGAAGAAAAGAGUCCAUCUUAGCUGAGAAGACUCUUACUGCUGAAAAGACACUGAAAACUGAACUUCCUGAAGGUGAGACUCUGCACAGCUUUCUCGUUGGUGGGAGGUACAACAGCGCUCAUCAUGUAGACGUACGAUCAAUUCAGAGGCUUGGUGUAUACGUUCCACGCAAUAACAGUGUAAAAAGUUUCAUCAAUUCAGCUGGGACCAUCCCUCCUUCUCCAGAAGUCUAUGGGUUGCACCCACUAAGGAAACACUCUCCUCUGAUAGUCGACAGCACUUCCACUCAUUCUACUGAGAGAGGGUUGGAGAUAGUUAGACAGGAUUUGGAAAUGCAGUUCAAUGAGGAAUCAACAGCAAGCAGACAUUCUCUUCGUUCAAAACACAGCACCACUCUUGUUUCGGAGGAGCUCAAUGGAAAAGAGGCAAAGGAGGCUAUCUCACCCCCUAAUGCUGAUCAUGAUCAAGAAGACACUGAUCUAACUCAUAACCAGCCCCCAAUAGGAGAUAGUGGACCAGUUGCUGAUGAAGACACUGCCUCUUCGGUGGUGUCAGCCUCAAACCUACUCUCACCAGAGGCCCAGCAAUUGACUCAGGAGAUACUUCUAGAAACAGUCUCCGUGGGCGAAGAUGGGAACACAACCAGUGUACUAGAGAAGACUAAGUAUUUAUCCAGAAGCUCAGUCGGCCUAUCAGCAGUAACGAACACCCAAUCACGACUGAUGCUCAGGUCUCGGUCAGCAACUAGCUUGAGGCACACUAGCAUGCAAAAGUCAAUCAACAGACCAAAGUCAGCAUAUCAGCUAUCCAGCGUUGAACCUUCCAAUCCUCAUAAUAACAGUGCUGCUAUCUUUGUGGACCUCAGUAAACUUAAUUCCACCGAAGAUAAGAACUAAUGGCAAUAUUUUACAGCAGUUUGUAUAAUACUUAAAAACUACACAGUCAUGGACUAUAUAAAAAUUUUGGUAUAAAAAAUUAAUAAAAAGAUGGGGGAUGUUCUACACUAGUUCAGCUCCUAUCCUAGAUAGAUAGUUGUAUAUUGAGUAAUGUAAACGUGUAGAGUUAUGUUUGGGGUUGAAUGUUGACUUCGAAUGGGCUCCCCGGUAUUUCAAUCCCGGCCCACGUCAUGGCGAGUCGAUACCUCCCCGGCAGGGUGGGAUCGUAGCGAGCAAGAAGAACCUUCUGGUUCUCCCAGUGCUGCCUCAGCUGGGCAUUGAACCCUCCGUACGGGCCCUGCACUUCGAAAUCGAGUUUUGCCAGUCCUGCUGUGGUAGUGUCGACGACAAAGUUUCCCUCUUGAUUGAUGAUCCCGCUGUUGAUUCCCGGACCAGAGACGCGGAUGUUGUGAGGGAUGGGGGGAGUUGGGAGAAUGAGCGGAUCCAGCAUAUCGGAAUGGAAGUGGACAGGGAACGGGCUCCCUAGGAUCUCCCUGUCGUUAUAGAGUAUGACGAGGUCGUGGUUGCCGGGGACGAGUGGUGUAAACUCACAUUGGUAGUAGGUGUCCUCGGCGACAGGGAUUUCAAUUUUCACUGCAUUAGACGGACGACAUAAGAUAUCCAAUUCCCCCUCUCCCAACCCGGCAUCGUGGAAGACUUUGAAUUUGUGUGGCUGAUUGAGGGGCAGAACUACAUCUUUGAGGUCAAUUCCGGUCACCUGACGCUGAGUGGACUCAAACGUAAGCUCUAGAGCAAUAUCAUCGACUUUUUCAUUGUUCCACAGCAGAAAGAUUUUGUAUUUGCCAGCAAUGCUGGCGCUAAACUUGCAGACACAGAUGUUGUUCUUGACUUCUACGAUCUUGACUUUCGGCUUUCCGGGACCUUGAGUACUGAGUGUUAGUACACCCUUUCCUGCUCUUUUGGUGGAGACGCGGAAAUGAACACAGCUGUCUAACUUCCAUUUCUUUUCAAACUGUUCCAUGUCAGCGAGAAGGACAUGAACUCUGGCGAGGGUGUUGCUUGCAAGGGAUCUCCUGCUCAACCCGAUUCCAAGAACACUCCGUGCUUUUUCGUUCGUGAAGACCACAUCGAAUGGACUCCCUGGGAUGUGAAUCUUGUUCCACAAAACUGAGACUCGGUAUUCUCCGCCGCAGGCCGGUACAAGGCGACAAGUCUGAACGCCUUCCUUCUCCGUCUCCACCAUCUCAACUGAAAUGUCAUCCAGCCCCACCCCACUCACACACAGCUCCCCCUUCCCACCCUUGGAAGUUACGAUAUUUAACUCUAGAGGGCCCACCGGUUGCGGAUUUGUCAAGAGCUCCCUGUCUUCUUCUGCAAUGGUAAUGUUAGAGGCGAAUCCAGGGGAGGAACAGGGGUUGAGUCCAAGUAUCUGAACUGCUUUGGGUGGUAGGAAAGACACGGAGAAUGGGCUUCCACUGAUGUGGAUCUUCUCCCAUAGAAUAUAGACCUUGUACUCUCCUUGCUCCGUGACCUUUAGUGUACAGGAAUGACUUCCGUCUCCAUUGUCGUAGAUAUCAAUUUCUGCAUUUCCAGGGCCAGUGCAACUGAUGCUUAGCUCUCCUCUCCCAGCAUCUCCGGUGACUAGUCGGAAUGAGACGUCCGAUCCGACCGGCUGAGGUCCGUUGAAAAUACACUCAUCCUCCUCUUUUAUCAGGAUCGUUGACAAGUGUUUCGAGUCGGCGUCGGUGUUUAGACCGAGAAGUUUGGUUACUUUCUUUGGGACGAGAGUGAGAAGAAACGGACUCCCCUCAAUGUGCUUCCUCUUCCAGAGGACGUGGACCCAGUAGUUACCCGGCUCCGAGGACGACAGUUCGCAGGUGAAACUGUGAUCUUUGUUGUCUUUGACUACCAGAUCAGGUUUCGCUGGUCCGUGGGAACUGACGGAGAGUUUCCCGGUGCCACCAUCAGGGGUCUUGAUUACAAACUGCAGUGGAGUGUCGGUUGCAUGAGGCUCUUGGAAAACCAUCUCCUGCCCCUCUACGAGACAUGCCAAACCCUCACUGUUUUCCAGACGACUGACUUGGAGCGAUAGCGGGCUUCCAGGUACCGGCUUACCUGCCCAGUUCACAUGAAUAGAGUGUCUACCUAUUGCCUGUGGGGUAUACUGGAUGAUGUACGUCCCGUUUCUAUUGUCUCGGAUGUUGACUGUCGACUCCAUGCCGGAGAGAGGGAUGUCGGGGAGUACAGCUAUUUCACCAAAACCAGCUUCAGAGGCAUUCAGAUGGAAAUCUACCAUUUCACCGAUAUGAGUGCAAGUUGCUGGUGCAGUCAGGAUGCAUGCAUUGGGAUCAGCAGGAGGAGCAUAGCGGAUAUAAUAGGGGCUCCCCUUAAUUUCCUGGUUGUUUUUGUGGAUGUUGACUCUGUACAUUCCAGGUUCCCUGGCUUCAAAGGCAAGCAUGAACUCUCCCUUUGUGACGUGGCUGAUUGUGACGUGGCAGUGGGUGUCUGAUCCCACGUGUGCAGCUAGUGCCGAGACUUCGCUCAGCGCCGCGUACAUUCUCUUUAGCUGAAUCGUGACUGGCUUCCCAUUGUGGUAUAUUGGCACUGCCGGUUCGUGGACGUCUAAUUGUAUGGGUGAGCCACGCACAAACCCAGGUCCCCACUCCAAGUUAAUCUGGUGGAGGCCCUUUGUAGUGGGAGUGAAUGAGACGUGAUAGAGCCCACUCUCGGGCUGCGAUACAAUCAAGUAUGUGGUUGUUGGUUUUCCAUCUGGAGCUAUGACUGAAACCCUCAGUUGUCCGUGUCCUCCAUUGGUAGUGUCCACGCUAAAUCUGACCUCUUGGUCGAUGUGGAUUGGGAGUCUAAGAUCACUGUCAUCCGAGAUGAAACAUUUCAGAGGGUCUAGCAUGAGAUCGAGCGAGAACGGGGAUCCUGGGACCUCGGUCCCAUGGUAGCAAACUCGGAGGGAGUACUUAUCCUCUGUCGGUGGAUUGAAAUACACGAUAUGCGAGUCUGGAUCGGUUUUCAAAGUCUCCACAUUCACAUCCACUGCCCCGCAUCUCUCUGCCUUACAAGUGGCUGUCAGUGGAGCCUGACCGGCUCUCGAGGGUGCUCACGUCCAAUUUGGCAAGUUGCCCAGGCCCGUACCCGACAAGUUCUCCACAUCUGACUCUCUCUGGUCGAAUCGGAAGCAAAACUGUAAAGUGCUGCCGCGAAGAUGGAACUGGGUUGUCGGACCAGAAUAUCUCCAGACUGUAUGAAUCUGGAGAUGGAGGGGUGAAUAAAAUCUUGUGGAGUUUUCCCCCUAUUUCUUGAAACGUGAGAGGUAUGUUGUCGUGCUUUCCUUUAGUGUUCAGUUUUGCGGUGAGCCUACCCCUCCCGGCCUCAUUUGUGUCUACAACAAUGUAGCCCUGUUUUCCAUCACUGUACUGGGGGAAGUUCCGCUCUUUGACUUUAACUCCCUCUGGUAGGCAGAGCUGGAUAUCGACCUCAAAAGGCGAGCCUUGAACGUGAUCUCUCCCAUAUCUGACACUGAAGCUGUAGAGACCGGGCUCCUUUGGUACAACUUUCAAGCGGUACCUCUUCAGACCGAGUAUGACCACCUCAGCUUCUUGAGAGUUGGUCCGCGACGACGCAUCUUCGAAGGUUCCCCUUACAACGUCGUGACCGGCUGUGGUGCAGUCUAAGUCGAGCCAGACCUCCUCUCCCGUGCCUGCUUGUGCUGGAAUGUGAAUCUCUCCAACCGCAACCUCAGAAGCCACGGCGGAUUCCAGAUUCACCUGAAAUGGCGAGUGAGGAAUCUCCCUCCUGGCCCACAAACAGGAGAUGUUGUAGGUGUCAGGGAACGGAGGAAUGAAGGAUACCCUCCAAGUGCCCGGAACACUCUCGCUGAUUUCAUGAUUAUUGACUUCUCCCGAUUUCAAACCCCUCGUGCUGGCUUCCAUUUUUCCUCGCCCGGCUUCUGAAGUGUUGAACGUGAGCACCACUAGAGGCAGGAGCUGGUUGGGGAUCGACGUACUGAUGAGCUUCACUUUCUCCGGCUGAGGGCUGACGAUGUUCAUAACGAAGGGGCUACCAGGGAUAUCCUCAUCAUUGAAGAGUAUUGAAAUGGAAUACUUGUCGUCCCUGGGGGGAACGAACUUGACAUUCUGGCAGGCGUUUGGUAGCUCUUCGAUCUCGCUGUCAAUGUGGCCAGUUUCAUCACCCAAGACACUAGUAACAAGUGGUAACACACCCACCUUUGAGCAGUCAACUGUUACAUAUGCAUACUCGGAUCCGGCUUUGUCAGGAAAAUGGAUGGUUUUGGCUUCCACUAGACUUGCAUCGAGUGGCAGGAGAUUGAUGAUGAACGGACUUCCAGGGACCUCUUCUUCUCCCCAUUUGACGCACACUCUGUAGAUAUCAGGAUCCACGGGGAAGAAUUUCACUAUGUAUUGCGAAUUCACAAUGUCGAUGUCGGUGAUGACAUUAAUAUUUCCGCAAGUGUCGCCGAAUGCGGUGGCUUUUAGCUCUCCAAACCCUGCAUUUGACCCGUUGAAAGCGAAUUGGAUCGUUUGCCUCAGACUUGUAGUUUCAGGCGGAGUAACGGUCACCAUCUUGGCGUUGGGAGGGUGUGUAUUGACGUAGAACGGGGAGCGGGUUAUUUUCUUGUCGCCGUACUUGACCCCCAUCGUGAAAAAGUCAGGAUGCGGUGGAGUAAAGGACAAUUUGUGCUGGUUUUCUCCCACAGACUUGACUGUGACUGGCACACGACCUGAUUUGUUCCCCAUGCACAGAGCCGUGAUUUCAGCAUUGCCUGCGUUUUCAGUGCCCAGAAGCACUUCACAUGGGCCCUGAGGUCCCUGGGGGAACAUUGGCUCCGAGGCUGUCACUUUAGAAGCGUCGACUGGGAUGAGAUUGAUUUUGAACGGCGACCCAGACAUGUGCUGCCCACUCAAGAAGACGGAGAGUGUGUAAAUGUCUUCGUCGCUGGGGGUGAAAGAAACCCUGAACUUGUAUUCGUCUUGUCUGGUUUUGAUCUCAACGGGAAUGUCACCUCCUUUCAUUGCCGAGCAGGUUGCAGUGAGUUUUCCCGGUCCACCACUGGAGGUGUCCACCCCUAUUGCAAUGUCUUGACCGACGUUCAUGAUCCCCUGCGGCUGUUCAAACACCGUCACUCUGUCCGGUGCGUACGGCAUCCGGUUCAGCUGACAUGGAAAACCAGGAAUCACUUUCCCGCUCCAUUCCAGGGUAAAGGUGUAGACGUCUGGUUGAUCCGGGCUGAACUUGACUUCGAAUUUUCCGUAUUCCUUUUCGUCUGGUGUAACUGAAAUGCAGUUGCUCACAUCUCCUGCAGUUUUGCCAACAGCAAGUGCAACUAGUUGCCCGUUCCCUGCCGUUGCAGCGUCGACAAACAGAAUGAUGUCGUUGUCCCAAGCUGGACCGAAUCGAGAGAUGCUCACCGAGCACUUUUCGGCAUCUGGCGUAAUGCGAUUGAGCACAAACGGACUCUUUGGGAUCUCUUCCCCACCCCAACUCACGUACACCUUGUAAAUAUCAGGGGCGGGGGCGACCAAUGAUAUCUCCAUUUCCCCACCAUCUUUUUCUCUCAUCUUCAAGUGUUCUCCUUCCACAGCACCACUACUUUCUCCCUCCGCCUUAACCUCAAGUUUCCCGUUGCCAGCUCCGAGUGUGUUGAUGUUGAGUAAAGCCGGCUCUUGCCAAUCUUCUGGGGCAAUUGGAGCGCCAAUAAGCUGACAACUGGUAGAAUCCGACGGAUGUAGAUUUAUCGUGAAUGGAGAUCCGGGGACUUGCGUUUUGGACCAAGUCACCCACAGCGUGUAAAUGUCGGGCUUUGUAGGCUCAAAUGUAACCUCGCGAAUCUUUGACGGACCCUCGGAGACUGUAACAGCAACGCUUUUGCUUUUUUCGCCGAUGCACUUGGCUUUCAGCUUCCCAGCUCCGGCUUUCUCUGUGUUGAGUUCGAGCACAACUGGUUUCAAACUCCCCACCCCAUAGACUGGACUGGAGACAACAAUCUGGUUUGCAUCUGGCUUGCAGUUGACCUCCAUGGGAAAUGGCGAACCAGGCACAUCCACUCCUCCCCA
Geodia barretti is the source of this 7393-nucleotide messenger RNA. The record is from the annotation of a GenBank genome assembly. Lineage: Eukaryota; Metazoa; Porifera; Demospongiae; Tetractinellida; Geodiidae.